AUGCCGUGCCUUAACAUUUCUACAAACGUGAACUUGGAAGGAGUUGAUACUUCCUCCGUACUUUCUGAAGCUACCUCCACUGUUGCCAAACUCAUCGGCAAACCAGAAGCUUAUGUCAUGAUUGUGUUGAAGGGAUCUGUUCCCAUGGCUUUCGGGGGUACAGAACAGCCCGCUGCCUAUGGAGAGUUGGUCUCCAUUGGGGGAUUAAAUGCUGAUGUCAAUAAGAAACUCAGUGCUGCAAUAGCUGACAUACUUGAGACUAAAUUGUCUAUCCCCAAAUCUCGAUUUUUCCUGAAAUUCUAUGAUGCUAAGGGUUCCUUCUUUGGCUGGAAUGGAUCUACCCUCUGA
Solanum tuberosum (potato) is the source of this 348-nucleotide messenger RNA. Its product is annotated as macrophage migration inhibitory factor homolog. The transcript has 3 exons. Bases 1 to 348 code for a protein of 115 amino acids. NCBI's taxonomy places the organism in Eukaryota, Viridiplantae, Streptophyta, Magnoliopsida, Solanales, Solanaceae. The record is from RefSeq and is marked provisional. Gene Ontology annotation, molecular function: phenylpyruvate tautomerase activity.